Messenger RNA from Phalaenopsis equestris, 2893 nucleotides. Its product is annotated as probable serine/threonine-protein kinase WNK9. Gene Ontology annotation, molecular function: ATP binding; protein serine/threonine kinase activity. The record is from RefSeq and is a predicted model, not a curated record. NCBI's taxonomy places the organism in Eukaryota, Viridiplantae, Streptophyta, Magnoliopsida, Asparagales, Orchidaceae. Gene Ontology annotation, cellular component: cytoplasm. Gene Ontology annotation, biological process: intracellular signal transduction; protein phosphorylation.
GUUGACUUGUCUAUCAAACUCAACAAAGUGAUAUUUUGUGUCAAAAAUGAAUUUUAGGCAUAAAAUGAUAAGAUUUAAGUGCAUUGCAUAUAAAUUCUCCUAAUUUUUUACUAGGUUUUAUAAGAAAGAUUCAAUUGAUGGCAGCCAGUACAAGUUCAAAUUGGGAAGCUUUGGUUUGCCAUUUGUCACCUCAGAUCUAGAGCUCAUAUUAUUAUAAUUAACUUCUCCCAAUUUUCUUAAAAAAGAGGUCCUUUGAUAGCUGAACCUAAACUAUAAUUGUGUAAAUAUAUAUUUUUAAGGGGGAUUUUUCUAGCAAAUUUAAUGACAAACACACAAUCAUUAUUUAUAUACAAGCCCUGAAGUUCAGGAUAUCUGUAAAUUGAUUUGCACUGAUUAAGUAAGCUGUGUAAAUAGUCCAAUGAAAAAAACAAAGAUAAUUCAGAUAUGGCUGCAAUAAUAAUUCAUUAUGGGUGACGGCCCUGUGCGUUGCUGGCAGAGAGAGAUUUGUUACUUAAUUUUUUUCAAAUUUUGACUCAUUAAAUCAACUCAUUUGUCUGUUUUACCUUUAUGAAAGAGAGAGGAAAGAUUUGGGGGAACGGUGGAUGCAGAGAUGCAGCCAUCCAACGCAACUUAGCUAAGGGGGAGAAUAAAUACAGUCCAAAAAUUACACCUUUAUAGUUGGAUUAGAGUUUUUUGUCCUAUAUUUCUUCUUCUACCUCUAUCUACAUUCAAUUUCCUCUCCCUCCCUCCAUCAAAGUCUCUCCUUUUGAUACCUCAAAGAAGGUAUCUUCUUUUUCUUCGCGAAAGCUUACUAAUUGAUGGCUCCAUUGUCAUCAUCAGUGAAAGGGAUUUCAAAAUUUUGUGGAAAGAUUGCUUUUUGGAGUAAGAAGGAUUCUGAUCCGAAGGAUUCGGAGUACCCUCAGAUUCUGGAAGUUGAUCCCGCUGGUAGAUAUUGUAGAUAUGGUGAGAUCCUUGGCAUGGGAGCUUCGAAAACAGUUUAUAAGGGUUUUGAUGAGUAUGAGGGGAUUGAAGUUGCUUGGAAUCAGGUGAAGCUGAAUAGCUUUCUUCGCAGCUCUGAGAAUUUGGAGAGGCUUUAUUGUGAGAUUCAUCUUCUGAAAACCCUAAGACAUAAGAACAUCAUGAAAUUUCAUGCCUCUUGGGUUGAUACCUCCAAGAGAAAAAUCAACUUUAUCACAGAGAUGUUUACCUCUGGCACUCUAAGACAAUAUAGGCAGAAGCAUAGGAGGGUUAACAUUAAAGCAUUGAAGCAUUGGUGCCGACAAAUCUUAAGUGCUUUGCUUUACCUCCAUAGUCAUGACCCUCCCAUCAUUCAUAGAGACCUCAAAUGCGACAAUAUUUUUGUUAAUGGAAACCAAGGAGAGGUCAAGAUUGGUGAUUUGGGUCUUGCCGCAAUCCUCCGAAAACCGCUCGCGGACCAUUGUGUCGGCACACCUGAAUUCAUGGCUCCGGAGGUAUAUGAAGAGGCCUACAACGAAUUGGUAGAUAUAUACUCUUUCGGAAUGUGUGUUCUAGAAAUGGUCACACUUGAAUAUCCAUAUAGCGAAUGUACCCACCCCGUCGAAAUCUACAAAAAAGUGAUCUCUGGUCGAAAACCAAAUGCUUUAUAUAAAGUAAGGAAUCCAGAAGUGCGAAAAUUUGUGGAGAAAUGCAUUGCAAAGGUGUCCGAGAGAUCCUCCGCAAAGGAGCUUUUAAACGAUCCUUUUCUCCAAAUCGAUGAGCACGAUCCAACUUAUUCGGAACAAGAAAUCAGAAUAAUGAGUCAAACUCUUAAGGAAUAUGAAGCAGAUAGCUUUGAUGCAUUUCGUAGUCCGGUAAGUGAUUCUUGUGUUAAUUUGGAAAUUACAAUCAAGGGAACGAGGGGAGAUGAUGGCGGCAUCUUUCUAAGUCUUAGAAUAUCUGAAAGAGAAGGCAAUGUUCGAAACAUCUUCUUUCCUUUCGACAUUGAAAAUGAUACCGCGAUUGGCGUUGCGGCGGAAAUGAUCACCGAGUUGAAUAUAAGUGAUUAUGAUAUCAUACAGAUUGCCGAGUUGAUCGAUGAUGAAGUUUCUUCAUUGGUGUCAGAAUGGCAACCCGGUAUGAAUGUAGGAGAGCUAUCAAGUUAUGUGAUUCCAUCCAAAAAAGAUCUGGAUGUUUUGGCGCCGCAUUCCGUGUUGAGUUACCCAUCGAUUGCAAACGAAAGUAAUGUUGAAAAUGUCAAUUCAUCGCACGAAAACCCCGACUGCUCUCUUCAUGGCCGAUUUGAAGAGAGAACGUAUAAUGUCAAAGAAUCCGAGGGCGAAGCACAGGGAGCUUUGGUGCUCUCAUCCGCGCGCAAAGACAGUCUCUCUUUAAACGAAAACAACGAAAAUGUCAAUUCAUCGCACGAAAACCCCGACUGUUCCCUUCAUGGCCGAUUUGAAGAGAGAACAUAUAAUGUCAAAGAAUCCGAGGGCGAAGCACAGGGCGCUUUGGUGCUCUCAUCCGCCCGCAAAGACAGUCUCUCUUUAAACGAAAACAAGGGCCACAUGGGUCAAUCUUUCAAAAUAUUUAAAAAGAAUCAGACAGAGGCUGAGGAACCGAAUGAAUUUAGAAGAAGUUCGAGCACAUCUGUUUACAGUCGAGUGAAAUCUUUUCAUCUUGGGAGGAAUUUCUCAUAUCGCAUUGCUUCUGAUGAUAAUCUUGAUGAUAAUGCGAACAAUGGCAACAUCAAUAAGAAAUGCACUGAAAAUGAUAGUGAUAUUACACCUGAGCACAUUAUUAGAUGCUUAUAAAAUGUUUAUUUUGUAUGUAUGUUAUAGCUGAUUUUUUUUUUCUUUUUGUAAUUGUAAAGUUAUGAGAUCAAAUGAGAUGUCGAUGCUCUCUUUCUCUUAAAAUUGUAAUAUGUUAAUUUGAG